AGUUAGUAUUCGAGUGACUGUCAAUAACAGACGUAGUAACUGUUUAUUUUUAAUCGUUCAACAGUAUAUACGAAGUAUAAUCGUGCUUGCUGCGUUUUCGACUUUGACAUUUCGUUUUUCGCGCCAAACGUCGUCAUCGCCGUCGUUUUAUUUUUCGGCGAAUUCAAUUGUUCCUCUUUUUUUCGAAAACCAAUAAUAAUGUAACAAAAACUUUAACAAUGUUAAACCAUCUUAAAGAAUGGAACUCACUUUGUCUAUUAGUGGUUUCUAUAUUAUUAAUAUUAUGUAAGACCACAACAACUUUGGACACAGAUCCGGACUACAAAAUAGAUUACAUUGCAUCAACAAAUAAGAUAGAAUUUUUUGUAGGAAAUGAAAACUAUACGCUUAAAAGUGUUACGUGUAAAAGCAUGCAGGGAGUCUUCGAGGGAAAUAGUACUUGUGAAGGCCUUGAACCAUGUACUGCUUACAUCGCAACUCUUGUUCUGGCUUCAGCAACUGUCCUAGAAGAACAAGCCAAUAAUUUGGAUCAGACAUUAAAUGUCAAUACAACUUAUGCAAUUCCUCGCAUUGAAGAUGUCUUAGUUGAGCCCAAUCAAUACAGCAUGUCAAUUAAAUGGAAAACGUACAAUCGAUCUUGUGUUUCUAAUUUUGAAAUAACAGUCAAGUCUCCAAACAAGGAAUACAAAAAUGAAGUCCAAAACGAUAAGGACAAUAUUGAGAUUGAUACUUUAAAUCCAUGUCAAUUGCAUAAGAUUCAACUUAAGACAACGGAUAUCAAUGGAUCAGUUGUCGGUCAACCGUAUACUACUGAAGCUACAACAGAUUAUGCUGAGCCUGGUGAUGUGACAAAAAUUAAAUUUGAGCCUCUUGAAAAAGAUUCUGUAAAGGUUACAUGGAACCCUCCCAAAUAUAAGACUUGUAUUAAUUUUUAUUUUCUUAAAUGGUCAACAAUUGAAUGUAUUGAAGAAUUUAAUAAAAAGUCAAAAGGAAUUUUUCCCGAUAAAGGACAAAUUAAAAAAGAUGAUGAAUGCAAAUGGAAUGAUAGUAAUAUAACAGAUCCAAAUACAAAAGAAUUCACUAUUAAUCAAUUAGAUGGUUGCGAAGAAUAUGGCUUGAUUUUCCAUAUUAAUGAUGUUUCAAACGCGAAAUCUGGGAUAAACUCAUUUACAUCGCCUGAACAAUUGCCUGGACUUAUAGCUUAUGGAAAACAUAAAAUAAGCUCCACUGAAGUCACAAUCAUUUGGAAAUUGCCAAAGGAAAAUAAAAAAUGUGUUGACUUGUACAAGGUACAAAUGCAGGGACCAAUCCAAAAGGAUCGUGAGGUUCAAGUGACAUAUGAAAGUGAAACCAAAGAAACACUCGCCCGAUUUAUUGAACUAGAUCCAUGCGGGGAGUACAACAUUUCAGUUCAACCAUUUGGCCGUAAUAAGUUGCCAGGAAUUAAAAUUAAUUCCAGUCUCGUCCUCGAUCAAGCCAAGCCUACACAAAUUCGAAAUGUCACGGUUGAAGCCAAGCCCAAAGAGCUUUAUUUAACAUGGAAUCCACCUGAAUUUUCGGACCUAUGUCUGGAAGGUUAUCGAAUUUCUGCGUGGGGUGACAGUUCGAGUUCAGUUUUUGAUAAGGAAACCAACGAAACGGAAAUCCUUAUAACCAAACUUGUUUCCUGUCAGGUCUAUACAGUGCAAAUAAUUCCAUAUACAAAAUCUAAAAAGAAGGAUGGAAUUCCAGAGCAUAUUGAACAGAUCACUUCACCAAUGGUAGCAGCUCCCCCAGAUCCAUUUCAAUCGACUCUCAUCCAAAGUCACAGCAUGGAGUUGAGUGCAAGGGUAAAUGACAAUGACUAUUUGACAAAUAAGUGUCAAACUUUUUUCGCUCGUUUUGUGUGUGAGACAUCGAAGAAUGUUCCAUUUACGAGUGUGGUGAAAUAUGUCGAAGGUAGUUUGGGAGAUGUCAGUUUUAAGGCGACAAUGUCUCCACUCUCUCCAUUUACUGAUUAUGUGUGCAAGGCUGAUUUUUACAACACCGCUGGAUGGUCAAACUAUACACCCCGAGUUUUUACCACAGAUAAAUAUUAUCCAGGAACACCAACCAAUGUUAGUGUGAAAUCUCUUACCACUAAUAUUAUACGCUUCCAAUGGGACAUGCCAGUCUAUCCUAAUGGCAACAUAAACGUUUACAUGUUAUACUUCCGUCAAAUGCAACCGGCUUACUACAUUCCACCACAAUGUAAAAUUCAGGUUUUUGAACCGAGUAAUUCAGAGACAUCACGUUUGGAAGCAGAAUUUUCUGGUCUUCAGCCGUAUUCGUAUUACAGUGUUCAAAUAGCCGCACAAAAUGAAUACGGCACAGGUGAAUUUACGUUGCCCAUUUUGGAGAGAACAUUGCCAUCAGUAUCGGAUGGAUUGACAAAUUUAAAAGUGAUUUCUAUCAAUGGUCCAGAUGUUAAUUCGACAACUUUUAAGGCAAAUGUUGUAUUCAGUUGGCAAUUGCCUUGCAAGUCCAAUGGAGAAAUCGAUGAAUUUGUAUUGGAAUUUGUGGGUAAACGUGAAGGCCAUAUUCCAGUUGAGUUCGUGCGUCGAGUUCAGCCUGUUUAUGAUGGAACAGGACUGAUGACUUUUAAUGAGACCAAAUUAGAUCCAGAAUAUGAUUAUAAGGUUUUGGUAUCUGUUCGGAAUAAGAAUGUGCCUGAGAAGAGUGAACCAAAAUUAAUAGCUUUCCAAUCUCCAGCUGGAAUUCCUGAUAAAAUAGAAGACAUUAGUGCAGCGAAAGUUGAUCCUUUUGAAGCGAGUAAUCCAACAAUAUCUGCAGUUGUUCGCUUCCCUACUGAUAUUCUCAGCUCUGAUUCGGGAACAAUUUUGUAUGCUGCGCUUCUCUUGUCACAGAAGAAUUGUAAUUCAGAACCAGAAUUACUUAUUGGAGCCUUGGAUAGCAACAACGAAUGGCCAGAUUCUGCAUCUUGGAUGGAUUCGUACAGCAAUACCGAAUGCAUUCGACAAUAUCAAACUACACCAAUUCGAUGGCAACCAAUUCAGCCAAGAUCUGGAAAUGUCAUUGAAUACACAAUUGGAGCUGAGUCAUGUAGCAAUGCAAGCAAAAGAUUUUGUAAUGGACCUCUGAAGGCAGACACUGAGUAUCAAAUGGUAAUUCGACUUUUUACAAAGUCAAGUUUUAGUGAUGCUGCUGUUUUGGAAUUCAAAACUGAUUCUCUUAUAAAGUUGACUUUGAUAUGGGUUUCUAUUAUAAGUUGUCUUAUGGUUGCUUUUAUUGCUGGAUUUUUGUAUCUUUAUAUAACCAAGAAGAUUAUCUGGCAUAGAGAAUCUGGUCAUGGUAUUGAGGAUUCAUUUGGAGAUAUAACAUCGAAGAAUUUUGCCAUUUUCUACAAUGAACUUUCCAAGAGGGAUAAACUGCAAAGGGAAUUUAAGGAAUUGACAGUGAUUGCAACGGAUCUCAGUUUUUCGGCCUCCGAGACAAAUGAAUACAAAAAUCGUUACAGGGACAUAUUUCCAUAUGAUAAAAAUCGCGUCAUAUUGGAUAUUGAUGCUGAUGGAAACGACUACAUUAAUGCGUCAUUUAUCAAUGGCUAUCGAAGGAAAAAAGAAUAUAUUGCUACACAAGGUCCAAAACAGGAGAGUGCCGUAGAUUUUUGGCGAAUGGUUAUACAACACAAUGUGAAAAUAAUCGUAAUGGUUACUCAAUUCAAGGAAGAAGACAUGGUAAAAUGUCAUCACUACUAUCCCUAUGAAUGGAAAAAUAUAAAAGUUGAGAUACAAAAGGAAGAUUCUUUUGAACUAUAUGACCGACGGGAAAUGAUUGUUACACAUGCCCAGCAGAAUAUUCGUCGAAAAAUCGUGCACUUUUACUUUAAAAUGUGGCCAGACCAUGGAGUUCCAACUGAUCCAAUGAGUCUCAUUACAUUUGUGCGCAAGGUCAAGGCUGAAAAGUGUCCAAGUGACUCUCCCAUUGUGGUUCAUUGCAGUGCUGGAGUGGGUCGAACCGGUACUUUCAUAGGACUUGAUAUUAUAAUGCAACGAGUCAAAAGUGAAAGUAAAAUUAAUAUUUUCGAAACUGUCAAAGGACUUCGGUUUCAACGAAUGAAAAUGGUCCAAUCAAUGCAGCAAUAUUCCUUCCUAUACACUUGUGCUUUUGAGCUGGUCAAGCAUAAGCGAGGAAAAUAUGUUCAUCAGAAUAAGAAGAAAGUUAGCUUCGAGAGUGAUCAAGACCAAGAUUUGGGAACAAUUCCAAAAGUCAGUAUUAUGGAUGCCGAUAGUGGAAAAAACUAUGAAACAAAAGAUUUAGAAAGUGUCAUAUGAGGAACAUCCUAAAAAACGUACAUACAUACCUACUUUUCUGGAUAAUAAACUAUAGUGCAAUAAUUUACCAAAGGGUUUGUACAAACUUAUUGAAACGGGGAGCUAAAAUGAGUAUUAUUUAAACAAGAAAAAAGAAUUGUUAAAUAUUUUCAUGUUAAUAAAUGUUUUAU
Molecule: messenger RNA, 4483 nt
Organism: Eupeodes corollae
Lineage: Eukaryota; Metazoa; Arthropoda; Insecta; Diptera; Syrphidae
Gene: Ptp52F
Product: phosphatidylinositol phosphatase PTPRQ
Exons: 18
Coding region: 219-4313 (1364 amino acids)
Biological process (GO): protein dephosphorylation
Molecular function (GO): protein binding; protein tyrosine phosphatase activity
Source: RefSeq, a predicted model, not a curated record